This is a messenger RNA of Lolium rigidum, 577 nucleotides long. Its product is annotated as protein CYSTEINE-RICH TRANSMEMBRANE MODULE 13-like. Gene Ontology annotation, cellular component: plasma membrane. The record is from RefSeq and is a predicted model, not a curated record. The coding region runs from base 112 to 342 and encodes 76 amino acids. NCBI's taxonomy places the organism in Eukaryota, Viridiplantae, Streptophyta, Magnoliopsida, Poales, Poaceae. The transcript is spliced from 3 exons.
UUCGUCUGCUUCGUCUUCCUCCUCCUUCGCUAGCAUCAGUUGCGUCAGAACUGCCAAGAACAGAGCACGUUACUCCGCAGAGUUUUCGCUAGCUCUUCCUGCAAUUCGAUCAUGAGCUACCAGCAGGGCUACCCACCUCCGGGCACCGCAGCGUACCCUCCGCCGGGCCAGCAGCAGGCCUACGUCGCCCCGCCGCCGGUCGCCUACCAGCAGGACCAGCAGUACCCUCCUGCCGGCGGCGACACCACGAGCCGAGGCGGCCAAGGCAACGGCGGCGAUGGCUUCUUGAAAGGAUGUUGCGCGGCGCUCUGCUGCUGCUGCCUCCUCGAUGCCUGCUUCUGAUCAUCGAGUCUGUCCCAUGCUGCUCCUCCGUCACGAUCGAGCCAUAUGAUCGUCAUGGUCAUGGUCAUCGGAUGAUGAUUUGGUGCCAUGUAUAGCUGAUCAUACUAUUUUUCUUUUCUUUUGUCAUGUGUUCGUUCACCUGAUGAGAACUAGGCCAUGUAGAGUGCACGCGUUAUUAUUGGUUUUCCAUACGUAUGAUUGCAAAUAAACAUGUGAGACUGAUCUAGUUGCCUUC